UCCAGAGCCGCUGCACCAUGAGCGUGUCUGCGCUGAGCCCCACCCGGCUCCCAGGCAGCCUCUCCGGGCUCCUCCAAGCAGCGGCCCUGCUGGGCCUGCUCCUGCUGCUGCUCAAGGCAGCUCAGCUCUACCGGCGCCGCCAGUGGCUGCUCAGAGCCCUCCAGCAGUUCCCGUGCCCGCCCUCCCACUGGCUCCUGGGGCACAGCGGAGAGUUCCAGAAUGACCAGGAGCUAGAACGGAUUCAGAAAUGGGUAGAGAAAUUCCCUAGUGCCUGUUCACUGUGGCUGUCAGGGAACGAAGGUCGCCUCCUCCUCUAUGACCCCGACUACCUCAAAGUGAUUCUGGGACGAUCAGAUCCAAAGUCUCCUCGUAACUACAAAUUAAUGACUCCUUGGAUUGGGUACGGUCUGCUCCUGCUGGACGGGCAGACGUGGUUCCAGCAUCGGCGCAUGCUCACCCCAGCCUUCCACUACGACAUCCUGAAGCCCUAUGUGGGGCUCAUGGUGGACUCCGUCCAAAUCAUGCUGGACAGAUGGGAACAGCUGAUCAGCCAGGAUUCCUCGCUGGAGAUCUUCCAACACGUCUCCCUGAUGACCCUGGACACCAUCAUGAAGUGCGCCUUCAGCUACCAGGGCAGCGUCCAGCUGGACAGGAAUUCCCAGUCCUACAUCCAGGCCAUCAAUGACCUGAACAACUUGGUGUUUUCCCGAGCGAGGAACGUCUUUCACCAGAGCGACUUCCUCUACAGACUGAGCCCUGUAGGCCGCUUGUUCCACCGUGCCUGCCAGCUCGCCCACGAGCACACAGAUCGAGUGAUCAAGCAGAGGAAGGCUCAGCUACAGCAGGAGGGGGAGCUGGAGAAGGUCAGCAGGAAGAGGCGCUUGGAUUUCCUGGACGUCCUCCUCUUUGCCAAGAUGGAGAACGGGAGCAGCCUGUCCGACCAGGACCUCCGCGCCGAGGUGGACACGUUCAUGUUCGAGGGCCAUGACACCACGGCCAGCGGCAUCUCCUGGAUCUUCUAUGCUCUGGCCACGCACCCCGAGCAUCAGCACCGGUGCCGCGAGGAGAUUCAGGGCCUUCUGGGGGACGGAGCCUCCAUCACCUGGGAGCACCUGGACCAGAUGCCCUACACCACCAUGUGCAUCAAGGAGGCGCUGAGACUCUACCCACCGGUGCCAAGUAUUACAAGACAGCUCAGCACGCCUGUCACCUUCCCUGAUGGACGAUCCCUACCCAAGGGUAUCAUUCUCCUACUCUCCAUUUAUGGCCUUCACUACAACCCGAAGGUGUGGCAAAACCCGGAGGUGUUCGACCCUUCCCGGUUUGCACCAGAUUCUGCUCACCACAGCCACGCUUUCCUGCCCUUCUCAGGAGGAUCGAGGAACUGCAUCGGGAAACAAUUUGCCAUGAGGGAGCUAAAGGUGGCCGUGGCUCUGACCCUGCUGCGCUUUGAGCUGCUGCCGGAUCCCACCAGAGUCCCCAUCCCCAUCGCACGGAUUGUGCUGAAGUCCAAGAAUGGGAUUCACCUGCGUCUCAGGAAGCUCCACUAA
Molecule: messenger RNA, 1550 nt
Organism: Lepus europaeus (European hare)
Lineage: Eukaryota; Metazoa; Chordata; Mammalia; Lagomorpha; Leporidae
Product: cytochrome P450 4A4
Exons: 12
Coding region: 18-1550 (510 amino acids)
Biological process (GO): arachidonate metabolic process; linoleic acid metabolic process; icosanoid biosynthetic process
Cellular component (GO): intracellular membrane-bounded organelle
Molecular function (GO): heme binding; alkane 1-monooxygenase activity; arachidonate monooxygenase activity
Source: RefSeq, a predicted model, not a curated record